GCCUCUUAAGAGCUGCAGAUAUCAAAAGCUAUAGCUAGAUAUAGAGAGAAAGAUGGGUUCUUCAUCUAGUUACAAGCCAUUAAUGGUGAUGAUCACCUUGCAGUGUGCUUAUUCUGGGCUUGUUCUCUUCACAAAAGCAGCUUUUACAGGUGGAUUGAGCCCCAGGGUACUUGUUGUUUACAGACAAGCUGUGGCCACUCUGAUCAUGGUCCCUAUUGCUUGCUUCUCAAGAAGAGGAGGAAGAAGGAGCAUUAAUCCAGGUAGUGGUGGGGUGGUUUCAUUGACAUUGGAGAGCUUCUCUUGGAUAUUUGCUGCCGCAUUUUUCGGAGUGACGUUGAACCAGAACGCAUAUUUCGAAGGGAUCAACUUGUCCAAUUCCACCGUUGCAAGUGCGAUGACGGAUCUCAUCCCAGCAAUCACUUUUCUACUAGCAGCAAUUUUGAGGAUGGAGAUUAUUAACAUGAGAAGCUUGAGGAGUGGUGCCAAGAUUUUGGGGACUUUCAUAUGUGUUUGUGGAGCCAUGGCCAUGGCUUUCCUCAAGGGACCUAAGCUCUUGAAUGACUCUCCAUUUGUGGCUUCUUCGGAUGAUAAGGAUUGGUUGAUGGGAUGCCUUCUUCUAUUUGCAGCCAGCUUCUUUUGGUCUUUGUGGAUAAUUUUUCAGGUUCCAAUUGCAGCAACAUGUCCCGACCUCAUGUAUUCGUCGACCUGGUUGUGUUUCCUAGCUACAUUGCAAUCAGCAAUAGUAGCUUUAUUUCUGGAGAAGGAUGUGUCAGCCUGGAAACUCGAUUCCACAUUCGAAUUGAGUUGCUGCCUUUAUAGUGGAGCCGUCCUGACAAUGUCAUUCGUGGGUCAAGCCUGGUGUGUCUCAGAGAGAGGCCCAAUCUUCACAGCCAUUUUCAACCCUCUUUGCACAGUCAUCACAGCCAUCUUUGCUGCCAUUUUCCUCCACGAGAAAGCCUACAUUGGAGAGUUGAUGGGAGCUGUGGCAGUGAUCAUGGGUUUGUACAUGGUGCUAUGGGGAAAAGCCAAAGAUUUGAGGAAGGCAGAGAGUGAGAAGGAGGAGAAGGAGAAAGAAUCCAUAGGGCUUGUUCUCUUCACGAAAGCAGCUUUCACCGGUGGAAUGAGCCCCAGAGUACUUGUUGUUUACAGACAAGCCGUGGCCACCUUGAUCAUGGUCCCUGUGGCUUGCUUCUCAAGAAGAAGAAGGGUGACGUUGAAUCAGAAUGCGUAUUUCGAAGGGAUCAAUUUGUCUAAUUCCACUGUCGCAAGUGCAAUGACCGAUCUCAUCCCAGCAAUCACUUUCGCCCUAGCAGCAAUUUUGAGGAUGGAGAUGGUUAACAUAAGAAGCUUGAGAAGUGGUGUCAAAUUUUUGGGGACUUUCGUCUGUGUUGGUGGAGCAAUGGCCAUGGCUUUCCUCAAGGGACCUAAGCUCUUGAAUGACUCUUUCAUGGCUUCAUCGGACAAUAAGGACUGGUUUUUGGGAUGCCUUCUUCUGUUUGCAGCUAGCUUUUGCUGGUCUUUGUGGAUAAUUUUUCAGAGAGGCCCAAUCUUCACAGCCAUUUCCAACCCUCUUUGCACAGUCACCACAGCCAUCUUUGCUGCCACUUUCCUCCACGAGAAAGUCUACACUGGAGAGCUGAUGGGAGCUGUAGCAGUGAUAAUGGGCCUGUACAUGGUGCUAUGGGGAAAAGCCAAGGAUUUGGGAGAGAGUGAGAAGAAGAAGGAGAAGGACUCCAUAGGUGAUUUGGAAGAACCAUUUGUUACCAAUUCAAAUCAACCCUAAAAUUCAAGCUUGUAGCCAUUGUAACUAACUUAAGGCAAACUAAGAAUGAGAGCUGGUUUUUGGGGGAAUGAUGCAUUGUUGUUAUGUCAUUGCUUUUUUUUUUUUCCAUGGCAAGAUUAUCCUUACCCAAAAUUAAGUCUUUCCAUGAGUAGUGAAUAAUAUGAUUAGAAAUAUAAGAGGAUAAUCUAAAAUGCAAAUGGUUGAUUAGCUCAGUUGGUUAGAGCAUGAUGUUAAUAAUGACAAGGU
Linum tenue is the source of this 2029-nucleotide messenger RNA. The record is from the annotation of a GenBank genome assembly. NCBI's taxonomy places the organism in Eukaryota, Viridiplantae, Streptophyta, Magnoliopsida, Malpighiales, Linaceae.